GUACUUUCAUUCCAUUUAUCCUACUCAGUAAGAAACCUACAAAUAGUUGGCUUAAGGGAUAUCAGUUGAGAAACCAAAGAAGUAUUGUAAAAUAAAAUAAAAUAUCCAACAAAGAGUAGCGUUUGUUGUCCAUUGCAUACACAGUGGGUGCAGUAACUUCUGAGGACUCUGAGCGCCGCUGUUCGCCUGCUAGGAGAGAAACGCAGCCCGCGCUCAAUCCGGAUUCUCAGGGCUCUGACUACGCAAAUCUCCUCAGUUCCUACGAACCGGCUGCAGAGCUGCAGCAAAACUCACUCCAGAAUUUAAGGUGCCUAGGCUACCGAGGCUCCCUGAAGCCAGGGAAAGAGAAAGGAAUCGGUCAAAACACACAACGUGCCCAGGGAGUAUUUGGCGAGAAUUCCUUGACUAGACAACAAUGGCUGCUAAAACGAACCGCUCCAACCGCACCGCGCUGGUUCUGCUCUGUCUUGUUCUCGGUCUGUCAUGGGAGGCUCAAGCCCGGCAGAUCCGCUAUUCCGUUCCUGAGGAGCUGGAGAAAGGCUCUUUCGUGGGCAACAUUUCCAAGGAUCUGGGGCUGGAGCCCCGGGAGCUGGCGGAACGUGGAGUCCGCAUUGUCUCCAGAGGUCGGACGCAGCUUUUCGCUCUGAACCCGCGAAGCGGCAGCUUGGUCACCGCAGGCAGGAUAGACCGGGAGGAGCUCUGCGCUCAGAGCGCGCCGUGUCUGGUGAGUUUUAACAUUCUUGUGGAAGAUAGGGUGAAACUUUUUGGGAUCGAAAUAGAAGUAACUGAUAUCAACGAUAAUGCCCCAAAAUUCCAAGCAGAAAAUGUAGAUGUAAAAAUUAAUGAAAAUGUUGCUCCAGGGAUGCGAUUUCCUCUCCUGGAAGCUGUUGAUCCGGAUGUGGGUGUGAACUCCCUCCAAAGCUACCAGCUUAGCUCCAAUAAGCACUUCUCCUUAGCAGUUCAGACUCAUGCCUAUGGAGUCAAAUACCCAGAGCUGGUGCUGGAACAUGCCCUGGAUCGGGAGGAACAGGCAGUGCACCACCUUGUCCUCACUGCCUUGGACGGGGGCGACCCUCUCCUAUCCGGUACGGUUCUCAUCAGUGUGACUGUCUUCGAUGCAAAUGACAACGCACCGGUCUUCACAUUGCCAGAAUAUCAUGUGAGAGUUCUAGAGAACUUGCCUGUGGGCACACAGCUGCUGACAGUCACUGCCACAGACAGGGAUGAAGGAGCCAAUGGAGAAGUAACAUAUUCGUUCCGAAAAUCACCUGACACGCAAUUGUUGAAAUUCCAACUAAACAAAAAUACUGGGGAAAUAAAAUUAUCAGCAAAUCUAGAUUAUGAAGAAACAGAUUUCUAUGAAUUAGAAAUACAAGCGGAAGAUGGCGGAGCAUAUCUUGCAAUGGCAAAAGUAUUGAUUACAGUAGAAGAUGUAAAUGACAAUAGUCCAGAGGUGACCAUCACAUCUCUGUUUAGUCCCCUGAUGGAAGACUCACCUCUUGGGACUGUUAUAGCCCUUUUAAACGUGCAUGAUCCAGACUCUGGGCAGAAUGGACAGGUCACCUGUUCCAUAUCAGAGAAUCUACCAUUUAAGUUAGAAAAAUCCAUCGACAGUUAUUAUAGACUGGUGACACACAGAACCCUUGACAGGGAACAGGUAUUCUCUUACAAUAUUACAGUGACGGCCACAGAUGGAGGAAAUCCACCCCUAUUAAUGGAAACUCACUUCACCCUGCACGUGGCAGAUAUUAAUGAUAACCCACCCACCUUUUCCCACAUCUCCUACUUCACCUAUAUCCUGGAGAACAACCCUAGAGGUGCCUCCAUCUUCUCAGUGACUGCACAUGACCCGGACAGCCACGAGAAUGCUCAGGUUAUUUACUCCCUAGCUGAAGACACUUUCCAGGAAGCACCUCUAUCCUCCUACAUCUCCAUAAACUCUGACACAGGAGUCCUGUAUGCACUUCGAUCCUUUGACUACGAACAGUUUCGUGAUCUACAGAUUCAGGUGAUUGCCACUGACAGUGGGGACCCACCACUUAGCAGCAAUGUGUCACUGAGUAUAUUCGUGCUGGACCAGAAUGACAACACACCAGAGAUCCUGUACCCCGCCCUCCCCACCGACGGUUCCACAGGUGUGGAGCUGGCGCCCCGCUCCGCAGAGCCCGGCUACCUGGUCACCAAGGUGGUGGCGGUGGACAGAGACUCGGGCCAGAACGCCUGGCUGUCCUACCGCCUGCUCAAGGCGAGCGAGCCAGGGCUCUUCGCGGUGGGGCUGCACACGGGCGAGGUGCGCACGGCGCGGGCCCUGCUGGACAGAGACGCGCUCAAGCAGAGCCUGGUGGUGGCGGUGCAGGACCACGGCCAGCCCCCUCUCUCGGCCACCGUCACGCUCACCGUGGCCGUGGCCGACAACAUCCCGGACGUCCUGGCCGACCUGGGCAGCAUCAGGACCCCCGCCGACCCGGACGAUUCGGACCUCACGCUGUAUCUGGUGGUGGCGGUGGCGGCAGUCUCGUGCGUCUUCCUGGCCUUUGUCAUCGUGCUGCUGGCGCUCAGGCUGAGGCGCUGGCACGCGUCGCGUCUGCUCCAGGCUUCCGGAGGCGGGCUGGUGGGCGUGCCGGCCUCGCACUUUGUGGGCGUGGACGGGGUGCGGGCUUUCCUGCAGACCUAUUCCCACGAGGUCUCCCUGACCGCGGACUCGCGGGAGAGUCACGUGAUCUUCCCCCAGCCCAACUACGCGGACACGCUCAUCAGCCAGGAGAGCUGUGGGAAAAAGGAUCCUUUGUCUUUGUUAGAUGAUUCGAAGCUUCCUGUAGAAGAUACCCCUUUGGUUCCAGUGAGUUCUAGUUUUCCUCUCCUUCUUUUAAGAAUUAUAAUUGGCAUUACUUUUAGGUUUACAGCAUAAUGAUAGAAAAUGCCGAUCUUUAUUGUUUCACUUCUCCGUUUUAAUGUUAUUUGUUUCUUGCUAAAACAAUGAAGAGUAGAACUUGAUGGUUAUUGAGAUUGGUAUGUUUUUAUUUUCUGGUCAAUAUUCACCUAAUCCCAAUGAAGGCCAAUGUCACAGACUGUUAUGAUUUGCCUUGCAGAACCUUCUAUUUUAUAGUUUUGUUGAAUACAAUAUGACAGUUCCUGAGAGGAUUUCCAUACAGAAGUGUCUUUCAAUUUAUGUGCACUUCUCUUGGCCACGUGUUGAAAUCCUAGCCCCUUAGGCAACCCUAGCUCUUGUUUUGAAGGCGGGUCUGGUAAGAAUUGGUGAAUAUCAGAAACAAAUGCAUUAGCUUCACUGGAAACAAUGCCAAUACAAGGCCCCUCAAUGUUGUUGGAGAAGAACAACACCACUUCUCAACACCUUUGUGGUUUUAUUUUUCAAACUAUACCUUGUAGCGACAAUUACAGUUGAAUAUGCGUCCUGGAGAGAUUUGAAUUUUUCAUUAAUAUUUUAUUAACAUUUGAUAACACCGUGUGCUUAAAUUUUUCCAUCAUUGGUAAAAAUGCAGCAUCCUUUUUGAUUGUGAUUCUAAUUGCAUACUGUUAUGUGAAAGACAUAGCAUUUUAAUUUGACUUUCCUUGCUCAAUAUGGAUUCUAGAGAACCUACAGAAGGUUAAAUGAAGCAAAUUUGGGGUUCUGCUGUCACCAUUUUUUGUUAAAUUCUCCGAUCUCUAAGGCUGAAAAAAUAUAGACUGGGGAGACAGAUUUGUACAUGUUCCCAAGAAGAGCAGCGAAAGAUGUGUGCCAACAAUAUUUCAGUGGCUCUUCAAUGUAGAAGAAAGAAGACUGACCUGAAUAUCUGAAAACUCUGAAAUUAAAAGUCACAAUAAACUUAAAGUCAAGAAAGAAAUAUCACUUCUGUGGGAGAUCUGAAUAUAAGCAGAGAAGUACACAAAAUUAUUCUAAACAAAUGAUCAGUAGCGUUACUAAUGAGCCCAUUUAGUGAUGAUGGUGAUGUAUUUGGUUUGAUAUCUUACUUUUAUCUUAUUUUAUUUAUUUAUUUGACAGAGAGAGAUAGUGAGAGCAGGA
Mirounga angustirostris (Northern elephant seal) is the source of this 4021-nucleotide messenger RNA. RefSeq names its product protocadherin gamma-A10-like. Lineage: Eukaryota; Metazoa; Chordata; Mammalia; Carnivora; Phocidae. The transcript has a single exon. Gene Ontology annotation, cellular component: plasma membrane. The record is from RefSeq and is a predicted model, not a curated record. Bases 416 to 2908 code for a protein of 830 amino acids. Gene Ontology annotation, molecular function: calcium ion binding. Gene Ontology annotation, biological process: homophilic cell-cell adhesion.